This is a messenger RNA of Portunus trituberculatus (swimming crab), 9462 nucleotides long. Its product is annotated as ribitol-5-phosphate xylosyltransferase 1-like. Bases 53 to 1489 code for a protein of 478 amino acids. Gene Ontology annotation, biological process: protein O-linked glycosylation via mannose. The record is from RefSeq and is a predicted model, not a curated record. Lineage: Eukaryota; Metazoa; Arthropoda; Malacostraca; Decapoda; Portunidae. The transcript is spliced from 11 exons. Gene Ontology annotation, molecular function: ribitol beta-1,4-xylosyltransferase activity. Gene Ontology annotation, cellular component: Golgi apparatus.
GAAGAGGAGGAAGGAGGUGUUUGUUGAUGUGUGCUACUGUCAAUUCCUGAGCAUGGUGGAGCGCAGGGUGUCUGUCUCCCCAAAUAAGACAGUAGAUUAUUCCUCAAAGGAUGAAAACAAGAAAACCCCACGACCGAAAUCCAGGAUGAUCAGAAGUCCAGGGCAAGUGUUACGCAAGGUGCUGCUGUUUGUGUGCUUCAUCCAGGUGGUAGUGACUGUCUACCUUGCCUUCUGUAUCUACAACUCUGCCUUCUCCACUCUCAAAGGAAUAAAGAGUCUGCCAAAACUUGAGGAUACACAACGCUACAUUCAGCCCCAAAAGGAAAGCCAUCAAAAGGUGGUUCUAGAUUUUGAUAUUGGAAAGCAUGAGGCAGACAUUGUACUGGCAGAGCAGGAGAUGAGGCCCCAUGAGGGUCAGGAGGCUGUGGUGCAGCUGGGGGAUGGCGAAGGCUCUGGGAAACAGGUGAGGCUAAGGAGGCUGCCUGUGGUGGAGCUGUGGAGCAAGGCAGCUAUAGGCAGCUACCUGUGGCACCACAUCCUGGAGGGUCCAGAGAGCCUGGAUGACAACAUCCAGGGAGCCACUGUGGGGGAAUUACAGAUGACUGCCUUUGUGCUCAGGUAUAGAUCAGGUCCUGGCAUCACCCCGGAGACUGUGCCUGAAGAUGUGAGGAGUCUGGUUCUGGUGGUGAACGGCCGCACUGACGAGAAGGUGAAGGAGGCUCGGCUUUGGCUGGACCACUUGCAGGCUCAGAAUGCACCACCAACCACCAUCCUUGUCAUGCUGGGCAAUGAGCAAUGUGACAAUGGGUGGGUGACAAGCUAUUUGGCCCCAAAAGGAGUGGUAGUGGCAGUGCUGGUAACGUAUGACGAUCCACGAGUAGACCAGCACACCUUCCAUCAGUGGCCUCUUGGGGUUGCUACUUACAGGCAGUUUCCUCUCAUAAAAGAAGAGCAAAUUUCUCCUGAAACUCCAAGGAAGUAUAUGUGCAACUUUAGAGCAACAAUUUAUCCCAACAGCAGCAGGUCUGAAUUGUACAAGUUUUUGAAGAACAACACACUUACUUCUAGUCAGUGUCAUAUUAAAGUCAGGGAAAGUUGGGUGUCAAAUGAGAGUCCCAAUGCCAUGGAUGAAUAUGUGCAGUCACUCCUGGAUUCAGAUCUCACAUUGUGCCCAGCUGGAAUGAAUACUGAAACUUACAGGGUGUAUGAGGCACUGGGGACAGGAAGCACUCCAGUGGUUGAGGAAGUGAUGACAAAGGGACACUGUGCAGCCAGUCCCUGGAGGUUGCUGAAGAGGCACGAUCCUCCCAUCAUCUGGGUCAAGUCGUGGGAUAACCUGGGAAAAGUUCUCGCCAAAGAACGCAGAUACAGCAAGCAAUACAAAGCGCUGCGACGGCUGCGUGUGUUCCAGUGGUAUGAGUGGUUCAAGCUCAGGAUGAGAGACAGUUUUGUUUCCAUUGUCACAACAUCCCUCCUCCAGCCCGGCUAAUGUCAGUCAAGUCAAAUAGGUAUGGUAGGUAUUACGCACACACUUCAAAUUUCAGACACAGGGUUUUGAAAAUGGCAGUCAUGUUGGCAAGCUUCUUACUCUGUUUUUAUCUGUGAUAAUGCACCAGCAUAACUAGUUGGUCAAGAGAUUACUUUGGUCACUAUGCUUACAGGGAACUGUAGGAUAGAGGUUUACCAUUGUAUUGAGACCCCACCACACUUCUCAAACAGAAGAGCUUGUGUCUGUCUCCUCCCAAAGUUUAGAAUAGUCUGUAUAUAGAGUUGCAACAACGAAUAGCUACAUAUAUGAUAUGAGGAGGAUAGGAAAAUAUUGUUGAGCAUUCAUGUAUUGCCUUUUAGUUUGAGGGUUAUUUCAAACUGUCUUCAGCAGUUUGGUUUAUAAUUGCAUUCUGUUUUCUUUUAUCUCAUACAGAUGCUCAUGCACAAACUAACACAUAGAAAAAAACAGUCGGCAUACAUGAGUGGCAAAAUUGUACACUAGAUGCUUAUCUACUUGUUUACCAUUUUGGCUUGAAAAGUAAUUUUUUUGUCUUUCUCUUCACUAUGUAGUGUUAAGGUGUGAGGCUCAUAAAGAUGAAUUUGAAACACAGAGGUGUGCUGAAUGAUGGACUCAUUACAGUGAAAUCAUUUGAAGUCAUUCAGUGUCUCAUAUCUUGAAAAUGUUACUGAUGAUGUCUUUACUCGUGGAAAUCAGUAUUAUUUGAAUUUAUUCACCUUUGACUUGUAAGAGCUAUUCCACAGAAUCAAUUGUAAUGAUAAGUCAAUUUUAUUUAUUUAUUUACGUUUUUUUUGUGUGUGUAUGUAUAUAUGUAUGUAUGUAUGUGUAUGUUUUUUUUUUUUUUUUUUUUUUUUUACCUAUGUAAUUAUAUUUUUUACUUGAUUUUAUUUUUCUAGUAUUGUGUCAUGAUGGUAAUGUCAUAUCUUUUAAGGUUGAUUUUUCUCAUUCAUCUUGAAAGCUAUGAAUGUUCAUUGUACACAGCUUUGUCAGUCAAUGAAUUUUGUUUGUUUUGUUUGUUAUUGUUAUUGACAAGUCUUAUAUAUACUGUAUAUACAAACAAAAUUGAAGACUAUAAUAUGACUCUAAAAGGAAAUAAUAUAUGCUCAUACUAAAUGUUUCCGUAAGGAGAACAUAUAUACAUGAACUAAACAGUACGGGUUAAUGUUAUUGUUGGUUCAACAUUGGAUUGGGUACUAGACUCAAGUUACCAGUGCUGGUUACAACUAAUUUUUUUCUCGUGAUUCUUAUACUUUCUUUAAAUGCACAUUCUAGAACACUUGGGACAUUGCACUGAUCAAUAUUGCAAGAUACACUUGGGUGUCUUUUGUCUUUGGAGCGUUGCCUACCAAGAGAGACUGAGGGGCAUAUCUGGUACUGCCACCAGUAUGUGCUGACAUGCACCAAAACGUAAUGAUGAUAAACAAUUUAUUAAUGUUGCAGAGGUGACUGAUAAUAUAUAAUGGUGUGUGUGUGUGUGUGUGUGUGUGUGUGUGUGUGUGUGUGUGUGUGUGUGUGUGUGUGUGUGUGUGUGUGUGUGUGUGUGUGUGUGUGUGUGUGUGUGUGUGUGUGUGUAAAGAAUACAUCUUACAUUUGCACUUUUAAAUACAUUUGAUGACAUAAUUAAUGAGAAAGUAAUUAUUAUCUUCCAUUAUGGAUUUGCAUUGCUGCAGUGUUUGCAGGAUAUUCAUUGUGGCUUUCAGAAAUAGAAAUGGUGUAAACUUAUUAAUUUUAUCUUCUAAGUUACUGUUUUAUAUAUGUAUAUGAAAUAUGAUAUAGAUGAUGGUUAGAAUGAUGAUGGAUGAUUGUUUAUGUGAAGAUAAGUGUUGAGGCUCUGCUAUGAUUUGAGAAUGUUUGAGCUUCAGUAAGUAUUCCAUAAGUUAACUUCAGUCCAUCAGGUCUUGCACACUGCCCAUAUGGAAGUGCUAACGUGACUUGAAGUCACUUUCUCAUUUAAUCGGUCCUAUCUUGUGCUAGUCAUUAUUGGCAGCCUUCUGAAUUGUAGUUGUUUGUAGUCUGUUCAUAACUUCCUUUACUACUCACAGUUUCCUAUUUAGGAAACAUCUACUUACUGACACUAUUUUCUACAUUUUAAGAUUGAAAAACAAACUUUAGCUGUUUUUGUAAUUCAUUGAGGAUACUUCAUGAGGCAGUGGUUUGUCACUGCUAGGGGCAUUAACCCUAUGUGGAAAAAGGAUAGAGUUGACAGCAGCAUGACCUGUGAUGGAUGCUGGAGAAGGCAAGGCAGGAUCCAUGGGAGACUGGCCCCUUGGACUACUCUGAGGCUCAGGAGCUGCCUGGCAGACUUGGGCCUUGUAGGAAUCCGCUCGGCAGGCCACCCUUGAUGGCUUCAAGGGAGCGAUGAAGAACCUUAUCCUUAAUCCUCAUGUUGAUGUUCCAGGCCCAAGGAUUUUUGGCCUCAAAGGCAGCCAUCAGGGCCAACUCCUCACCUUACAGCUCUCAAACAUUAGAGCUGCAAUCUCCUCACCAUGAAACUCGGAAGGUGCUGAGAUCUCAUGUGUAUCCUUCGUCCUUGAAAGUCGGUGAAGGUUUUCCAGCAUACCGAGCAGGUGGGGCUCCAGUUUACUAUCUCUUGCACUGCCAUAGUGGUCACUACUUAACAGAUUUGACAACUACUGAAUUAGAAAGUUGAUACUAGCAGCUAUGCUGCAUGGUGAUUGUGCAGUGGUGGGAGAGUGUUUGCCACGUUAAUUUCAAGAUCGUUUCUGCAAGUUAAAGCACAUUGCCCGGCAGGAAGCCACGAGGAGGCCCUUUCCCUUUAACUAGCUAGCUCUUGGACAAUUCACAAAUUGCAUUCUGUCAGCUAGUUACUUCCACUGGAUUAGUGCUAGUGGUGCCUACCUCUCUGCAGUGUACUCAGUAGUGUGGAAUACCAAUAUCUCUUUUAUAUUCUUUUAAGUUUUAGUCAUACUAAGUUUUGUUUGAUCUCAGUACAAUUUGCUUUAAUCUAGUCACUUGUGCUUCAUGAAAGUAAAUGCUUAUAAUAUCUCUUUUUUUUUUUUUUUUUUUUUUUUUUCUCACUGAUAUACAUUUGAAAUUGAUUGCCGCAAGCAGUUAGUCAUAACUGCUCUUCUCAUUGCAGAAAUAGGGUUUUUUUUUCUUAAACUUAUGAAUUUCACUGAUGGUUUGGUAUACACCAGUCAUCCAAGUCUGCUGAAAAAAAUAUUCUCAUAAUAUUACCUUUAUGUACCAUGAUGUUUAAGUGGGGCAUUAUAUUCUAGUAUGUAUGAACUGUGAAUUGCUUCUUUACUCAGCAAAUUUACUUUUUAGAAAUUAAGUGUUUUCAUGCCAUUGAAUACUGAAUGGCAGUUUAUAGAUAAUACCAUAUCUUCCUGAGGUGUUUUCCUUAUGUAGGCUUAAUAGAAGUAAUGAUAUCAGGUUAUUGGUUAUCUGAUAAUUAUUUUUUCCAGUGUUACCAUUUCAUCAGUAUUACCAAAUAUUUCAGUUUUUAUAGCAUGAUUAUGUUGAUUUUCUAAACUCAAAAUAAUAUGUAUAGUAAUUUGACUUAAAACGGUACUUUUCAUUAGUGGCAAGAGCAGAUUAACGUUAACUUUCAGUUUUUUCUAUAAUUUUCUAUAUUUUUGAAGAUAAAUAUAAAUAUGUAAUAAGAUUUGUAUUUAUCAAUUUUUUAUUUGAAAUAUCAAUAUUGUCAUAAUUAGUAUUGGAAAUUUGGAUUAUCAUUCUAGUAGUAAUCAUCUUAUUGGGCAAUGAUUUUAUCACUAGUUAUCGAUUAUUGGUUAUUGCCAAUGAGAUUAUUGUCAUCAAUUUAUUGGUUAUCAUGAUGAAUUUUUAUCAUUGCACCCCACUAUGUUGUUGUCUUAAUUCAAAUUAAAAAAUACAUUAUUGCCUUUAAUUUUUGAAUUUAACUUUGGGCUUACGUGUGGGCUGGACGUAGUCAUCUCCAAACAUGCUCCAUUAUAAAUGGUGUUCAUUACAACUAUAGAUUACUGUAUUUAGACGCCUUCUCAUAACUAUCUUCUUUAAGUGGAAUGUCAGCCUGGUAGUACAUACAGUAGACAAAUAGAUAGUUAUUUAGAUACUACCUGUCUGAGGAAGAAGUAAUUUUUUUCAUUUUACUGCUUUCCAGAACUUAGAAAGAGAACCAUGACCACAAAGUAUUCUCAUGUUCAGUCACCUCCUUUCCUACCAUUUAUGGCUUGAAGCUUGUAUAUUUAUUAACUUUUUGCUUAAUGAGUAAUUUUCUAAAUAAAGUUUGCUUGCCUACAAUGGAAGCAUACAAACUUUUUCAUCUAUAUAUAUAGAUUUGAGGUGAAGAAAUUCUCUUCAGUUUCUCACACACACACACAAAGAUGAUGAUGUGAAGUUCCUUGCCAUGCAAAUGCAAUAAUGGAGUUCAUAUUUGAUAUGUGACAGAUUUCAUGAUUUGCAAAUAAGCAUUGCUUCUAGAAUAUAGAAGAUUCAUUAUGUAUAUCUGUAUGCAUAAUGUGAGCUUAAGUGGCUCUGUCUCAUCACCACAGCACAAAUUAUCAAUAAAAUUGAGCAUAUAUUGUGAAACACAUGCACAUGUGCAAAGCUGCCCAUAGUUGUGGCACUUCUUAGAUCAUAUAUUAAAAUUAAACUAGAAAUUUUAAAGAUGUUCACCUUUGUUCAGUUUGAUUGAUCGUUUUCAUCCAUUUUGAAUGAUAUGCAGUCAUGUCUGCAUGUCUGAUAUGAAACAUUCUAUGUCAUUCACAAUGAUCUUGAAGAGUAUAAUAAGGUAUUCAAAUCUUUUCAUAACUCAAAUGACAAAAAUUUUACAAAUGAGUAAUUUUACAUAUUGUUCUACUUUAAUAUUUAAUAUUUUGAUACAUUUAACAUAGAUGGUUAAUGAUUUUAUAUAAAGGGCACAUUUAUCAGUCAGAAGCUUUACUACCAUAUGACAAUAUGUUCAUAUCAGUGGACUGACUUUGUAAGAUAAUGCCAGUGUCAUUCUCACAAAGAUUUAGAUAUAAGUCAUGCUUGUACUUUUUGCUAUUUCAAAAGUGUACCAUAAGUUACUCUAAGUUUUCCUGCAUUGUCUUUUCCACUCAGCAGCUGCCAAUGGAAUACUCACAUCCUGGGAUCCUAAAUUUUGUGAGGCAAAGGAAUAGGCUUUAAUAGUGUGCUGUUCAGCACUACACCUUAUGACAUUUAAACAUUUCAUGCACUGUCAUAUGAAACGCUUAAAGAGCAUGUCCAUCAUUUGAGAUGAUAGACAUUAAACAUACCAUUGCUUGCUUGUGUGGUGAGUCUUAGAUAUAUGUAGAAUUAAUGACAUUCAUUUAAAGUUAUUUAUUUAUGUAUGCCAUGAAUCUGAACACCAAUUAUACUGUCCAUAGUUUUUAAGAAGUUAAAAAUCAAAUGUAUCAUACUAAAUGAGCAGUUUGUAUGUACCUGUAAGGUACCUACUUUGUUUAUGACUUUUUUUUAAAGUUUCAUUCCACAUUCCUGCUUCAUUCCUCCUGUGGAAAAACUACAGCCUGGCCCCACACUUCACUGAGCUGGAAGAAUACUGUAAUGUGCAUCAUGAAAGACAAUUGAAUGGAACAUGAUAUGAGAAUGGCAAUCAUUCUUCACAUGUAGUUCUUCUACAACAGUGGUUCCCAACCAGGGGUCCAUGGACCCCAAGGGGUCCAUGGAAGAAUUUCAAGGGGUCCAUAGAGAUUCUACUUAUUUUUAAAUUUAUUAUACUGGAAUUAGGAGACAUGCGGCUCAGAAUAAAAUUUAUACUACUGUUCACAAUCCUUAAAACUGAAUGCUUAAAUGUUAGAAUUGCUCUACAUUAGCUAACAGUAUCAGCGGUGUCAAACUCACGGUCCAUGUGACAAAUUUGGCCCUUGGGAUGGUCAUGAGUGAAAGAUCAGAUUAUUGAAGAGAUAAAAGCAUCCCCCAUUUUUGCUAUACAGGUCGAUGAAUCCACUGAUGUAGCAAUGGCGUGCCAGCUGUUGGUAUACUGCCGAUACCUGUUCAAAGGCAUAAUAAAGGAGGAAUUUCUUUGCUGUCAAAAUCUUGAAACAUCAAGUACGGCCACUGAUGUGAUGAAUGCUGUGUCAUCGUUUUUUGACAAGCAUGGUUUGAGUUGGAAUAAUCUUGUUGGAAUCACAACUGAUGGAGCUCCAGCCAUGCUUGGGUCGAGGUCGGGUUUCCAAGCAAAAGUAAAAUCCAAAGCACCAAAUGCAGUUGGUGUGCACUGCUUCAUUCAUCGGGAGGCUCUGGCUUCUAAAUCGCUUCCUUCUGGGCUUCUCACAAUUUUCACUGGUAUUGUCAAGGUCGUGAACUAUGUGAAAACUCUGCCCUCAACACGAGACUGUUCCAGCAACUGUGUCAUGACAUGGAAUCCGAGCAUAGUUCCUUGCUCUUUUAUACAUCCGUCAGGUGGUUGUCUGCAGGAGAUUUUUGUCCCGCUUCUUCUCUCUUCGCCAGGAAGUUGAAAUGUUUCUUGAUGUACAGAAAAAAUGUGACCUGUUGGAGAUAUUGAAAUCAGAACACUUUGAGCUCCGCCUUGCUUAUCUUGUGGACAUAUUUGAAAUCUUCAACCAGCUGAACUUGAGACUCCAAGGAAAGGAUUCAAACUUGCUCAGCCACUGUGACUCAAUACAUGCAUUUUUGGCCAAAUUGGAGCUGUAUAAGAAGAGAGUGAGUGUAGGAAAAUUUAUGAUGUUUCCAUCAUUGAAUGAAGUUCUUGCUGAUGGUCAGCUUUCAAGUACCUUGUCCAAGGAAAUCAUGGACCACUUGUCUCAGCUAGAUGAUGAAUUUCGCCGUUACUUUCCUGACUUGAGCCCUCAGCAUGCAGGAUUAGCAAAAAAUCCUUUCUUAUGUCAGGUUGAUGAUGUGUUAGAAGACGCACAAGAAGAGUUCAUUGAGCUUCUCCAUGAUUCAACAGCCAAGAAUGUGUUCCAGUCAAACUCCUUGUCUAGCUUCUGGUGUUCAAUGAUGGAAUCAUAUCCAAAAAUAAGUGAUCUGGCAGUUCGAGUUCUUUUGCCUUUUGCUUCAACCUACCUGUGCGAAAGUGGGUUUUCUUCAUUACUUGCAAUAAAAACAAAAUCAAGGAACAAGCUGUCUGUGGAAGAUGACUUGAGGUGUGCACUGGCUGCCACUGAGCCAAGGAUUCAUGAGCUGGUUGCUCAAAAACAACCACAAAAGUCCCAUUGAGAAAUAUAAAGUGACAUACUUUUUCGCAACCAAUGAAAAGUUUCAUUCACUGCUGUUUUUGUGAUUUUUUGUUGUAUUCAUACAGUUUUUGUGAUUCUUUUUAUUCAUACAUGUGCUUGCAAGCUCAAAAAAGGGCAAAUAUUAUAAAGAUAGUUUUUGCACACAAUACCUACAACUAUAACAACAUUAACAUAACAUUUUUCCUAUGUGUUUUACUUAAAUCAAAAAGUGCUGAACGGAAUGUUUUCUGAUUUCAUAUAAAUAGGCCUACAUCUUAAUCAGCAUAACAAUGGAAGGCAUUUUACAUUAAUAUAUUCAUUUCUUGCAGAAAAAUCUUUUAUUAAUUUUCUUGGCUUAACCUAUUUCGUUGUAGGGGGUCCACAGGUGAAACAAUGACUGGAAAAGGGGGAACGGGACAAAUAAGGUUGGGAACCGCUGUUCUACAAUAAGACAGGUUGCUCUCCUUUGAAGAAAAUCACAGAGUAAAAAAAAAGCCCCCUGCUGCUCACAGGGAAUAUAAUAACAGUGUUCUUCCAUAUCUGUAGUGUGUCAGGUUAUCUCUUUCUUUCACAUGCUCAUGAUUUCAUUCUGUACCUUAAUAUUUUAAGAUAAUUAUUCAAUAGCUAGUUUUUACAUAAAGCAUCUCUAAUUUAUACUUUUCUAGUUCAGUUUCAAACAUUCAUCCAAUGUGUGUUGUAAAGACAUGAACAAAAUGCAUAUAGGAUGAAGAAAUCAUUUAUGUAUUCAAUGACCUCAUUUUAUUGAUUAUGAAAAAUGGCUAUGCUUCAAUAAAGCUUUAAAGGAGA